Nicrophorus vespilloides is the source of this 552-nucleotide messenger RNA. RefSeq lists its product as uncharacterized. Bases 131 to 544 code for a protein of 137 amino acids. The transcript has 3 exons. NCBI's taxonomy places the organism in Eukaryota, Metazoa, Arthropoda, Insecta, Coleoptera, Silphidae. The record is from RefSeq and is a predicted model, not a curated record.
GAUCGAAAACGCACGGGCCGUGAGGACAUACAUAGAUACGAAUACAUCGGAGGAGGAGCACACCUGGGUUUCACUUGGAAGGUGAUGUGUGUUGGGGCGUCGCGGUGUUGACGAGGGCCCUUCCGCCGCGAUGCAUCCCAAAAUGGACUGGCUUCUCACAUGUCUCCUCGUCCUCGCGCUCGUCGUCCUCCUGGUAACUGGUCUACCGUCCCCGCAAUCAGGAGCUCACGGACAGCCUCAAGCUGGUGCUCCGCAAAGCACGCCUCUGCCAGGACUCGCAGUUGCACCUUCGGGGAUGGGAGGCGGCGUGGGCGGAAUCCGAAGGAAUUGGGCAGGAUGGAGGGAAUGGCGCAGGGCUGAUCCCACGCUGAUCAACAGCCUCUGGAGGAGCAAAAUGGGAAACGGAAUUCGCAAACAAUUAGGCAAUGCGGAAGUAUACAUAAUGCUGGCCCUUCUGAUAGGUCUGGUGACCGUCGUGAUUGGAUGCUGGUUGUCGGAUAACUGCUGGUCACCGGAACCGGACCACGUGAUAACGGUGGCCUGACCGUUAGC